Messenger RNA from Rosa chinensis, 610 nucleotides. RefSeq lists its product as uncharacterized. Bases 39 to 443 code for a protein of 134 amino acids. The record is from RefSeq and is a predicted model, not a curated record. The transcript has 2 exons. NCBI's taxonomy places the organism in Eukaryota, Viridiplantae, Streptophyta, Magnoliopsida, Rosales, Rosaceae.
AUAUAUAUAUAUAUAUAUAUAUAUAUACUUCGUUUCUAAUGGAGUCUGCUGUGAUUGAAAGAAAGGGAUCAGGGAAGCUAGGGUGGAGAGAGCAAACCCUAGCCUCCAUGUCUGUACCUCCUUCUCCUCUGAUUGCCCUAGUUGGGAUAGUCGUGUUGUUAUUGUACCUUUCGUCCUACUCAAAUUACAGGGCCCAGAUGUAUAAGACCCAAGCUAGUUUCAAUCUUUUUCUCUUGUUUUUGCCUAUGAUAUUGAUAUUCCUGGCCUACUACAUGACCAAGUAUGGGAGGUUUAUGAGUCCGUCGACGAAGGAGAAGGUGGUGAAUGCUCAGUCCGGCGCGUCGCCUUGGGGGGUUAGUUUGUUCCUGGGGCUCAUGCUGAUGUUGGUCUCCUAUCAGUCUUAUUUUCAGUCCAAGUGGUGGCCGCACUGGCGUGCUAUUUAGUUGGUUUAUUAUCAACCAGCUUUUUGAGUCUGUUUUUGUUAUAGAGCUAGUACAAGUAGUUUUGAGUUUACAACCUCUUCAUGUACUCUGAUUUUGGUAUUGUAGUAGUUCAUGGUGUUAUUAUUCGGUGAAAAAGUAAUGUGCAUGGAGUGUGUUAUUUGGAUUUC